UCAUACCCCCGUAACAGUUCGGAGAUUGCCGCUGGUCCGGAUUGGGUCCAGCCAUACCACCCAACUAUUGUACUUACUUGAAAUUGCGAACAAGCAUCUCGUUUUUGGAUGGAUUUUUAAGUUGCGAAGUAAAAUAUCUCCGCGAUGACUGCUGAAAAAGAGAGCACAUUAAACCUUACCUGGCAUGACACGGCUUGGAUUCCAGUUCUUAAUCCAGGAAAUAUCCUGGAUUACUUCAGUGAAAGAAGUAACCCUUUCUACGACCGACAAUGUAACAAUGAGAUAAUAAAGAUGCAGAGGCUCAACCAUGAUCAACUUCAACAGAUGACUGGUGUUGAGUAUGUGGUCGUCCAUGUACAGGAGCCAAUACUGUACAUCAUCCGCAAACAGUUCAGACACUCACCAACACAGGUGAUCCCUCAAACCGAUUACUACAUCAUUGGUGGUGUAGUGUACCAGGCCCCAGACCUUCACACAUUCAUCAACUCAAGGCUGACAAACACAAUAUUCAACAUACAGUCAGCAUUUGAGGAAGCCAAGUCAUUUUCCCGAUACCAUCCAUCAAAAGGUUACUGGUGGGAUUUCAAUCAGCAAGAAAGUGCUGAGAAAAGUGAGGGCAAGAAGAAACGGGAGAAGGAGCCAGGCUCCAUGUUUCAGCGACAACGUGUUGACCUGUUGCUAGGGGAACUCGCAAAGAAAUUCCCACCGAAAUUUGUGGCUCCAACCCAGCCUGAGGCAAGGGUUGUCAAUACCGGAGAUGAGACAGUGAAGACAGAAGCCAAGGUGGAGGUGAAACAGGAGAAGUUAUCCACAGAUAAACCAGUGGACAGCGCCAUCAAACCGCCACCAGACAAGAAACCGAGGCUGGCUCGGUGAAGAUGAGGGCAGAGUGAUAAAAUAUUCCAAUGUCAUAGGCAAAGGGAGGCUACUGCAAUUGACUUGAGCAAUCAGGAGUUUGUACUGAACAUGUACUAAAUUGACAGAUGUGUAGAGAUAUUAUUAAAGAGACAGUAAAAGAUCAAAGACAAGAUAACUUCAGUAAACACUGAAAUGUGCUAAUGCAUAUUAUAUUAUGAAUUUUCAUAUACAUAGUAUAAAUAAUCACAAGCUUUACAAGAACCCUUUUUAUGACUGUUGAAAAAGAAAGUAGGAACUAUUGCAAAGCCCAGAUAUCUGUUUUUUCUUUCAACUUAAAAUAUCAUAUUGUUUUAAUAUAUUUAACCAGUUGUUCAAAUUGAAGUGGUAACCCAACUAAAUAUUUCCAGGACGGGUGUGCCCUGGUAGUUUCCUAUUACAGUCUGAUCAUAGUACGGUACUGGGUUACCAAUUUAUUAUUUGUCAAAAAAUAAUAUGUACUGUAACAAUGAAGUGUUAGUUGUAAAGAAUGGGUCUUAGAAAAUAAAGCACAAAUGUUAUUUUUUA
Molecule: messenger RNA, 1422 nt
Organism: Mya arenaria
Lineage: Eukaryota; Metazoa; Mollusca; Bivalvia; Myida; Myidae
Product: mediator of RNA polymerase II transcription subunit 6-like
Exons: 9
Coding region: 145-876 (243 amino acids)
Biological process (GO): regulation of transcription by RNA polymerase II
Cellular component (GO): core mediator complex; mediator complex
Molecular function (GO): transcription coactivator activity
Source: RefSeq, a predicted model, not a curated record